Dermacentor silvarum is the source of this 1210-nucleotide messenger RNA. Its product is annotated as cathepsin B. Gene Ontology annotation, molecular function: cysteine-type endopeptidase activity. NCBI's taxonomy places the organism in Eukaryota, Metazoa, Arthropoda, Arachnida, Ixodida, Ixodidae. The record is from RefSeq and is a predicted model, not a curated record. Gene Ontology annotation, biological process: regulation of catalytic activity. Gene Ontology annotation, cellular component: lysosome. The transcript has 6 exons. The coding region runs from base 140 to 1195 and encodes 351 amino acids.
UCAUGUGCAUAGAUCGCGAAGGGACGUCGACGAUAAGACCGACAAUAUACUUCACAGAUGUUCACACAUACAAGUUAUAUAAGAGAAGACGAACUUUCUCUCGACAGAGGGGUGACAUCCGUAGCCCAGCUAAGCCAAGAUGAAGUUUCUCGUCUUGUGCGCACUGUUCGUGGUCGAGGCGCAAGGCCGUGAGAUGGUGCCGCCAUCCGUGGAGCCGUUGUCGGACGAAAUGAUUAACUUCAUUAACAGUAUCAACACAACGUGGAAGGCUGGUAGGAACUUCGACGAGAACGUUCCCUUCAGCUACAUCAAGGGCCUGAUGGGCGUCCUCCCCGACAGCAAGAAGUACAGGCUCCCGCUUCACUACCACGAGGAAAUCCCGGAAGAUCUGCCAGAAUCGUUCGACGCCCGCGAGAAGUGGUCGCACUGUGACAGCAUCCACGUCAUUCGUGACCAGUCCAUGUGCGGAUCAUGUUGGGCAUUCGGAGCCGUGGAAUCCAUGUCAGACCGCAUCUGCAUCCACACCAAUGGCAGGGUUCAGGUGAACAUCUCGGCCGAGGAUCUUCUCACAUGCUGUCGUCAGUGCGGCUACGGGUGCCGAGGAGGCUAUCCUACAGUGGCCUGGCAAUAUUACAAGGAUGAAGGUCUUGUAACCGGAGGCCUAUACGGAACCGACGACGGCUGCCAGCCUUACGACUUCCCCCCGUGUGAGCAUCACAUCAAGGGUCCACUGCCUAACUGCACGGGCACGAAACCAACGCCGAAGUGCCUGCAAGUUUGCCGCAAAGGAUACGAGAAGAGCUACAGCGAGGACAAGCACUUCGCAAAAAAAGUUUAUAGCCUUCACAGGGACGAGACCCAGAUCGAGACUGAAAUAUACGAGAACGGGCCUGUGGAAGCGGUCUUCACCGUCUAUUCUGACUUCCUGGUGUACAAGAGCGGUAAGAACGCUUCGACUGUGGCUUCGUUGAACUUAUUGUUUCCAUCACUUUGCGGCCUCUUUCCCGCUUCCGCCGCCCACCGUAACAAUUUUGUGUUUGUGCUUAAAAAACGCGGGUUUGAAGAUUCGUUGCAUGUCCCUUCUUGUGGUCCCGCGUACCAUCUCCUGCUAAUAAUUUUGUCCACCUCUGGGAUCACCACAGAAAAGAGAGCGAGAAAACACUUAAAUCCUUAUUUCUUACCAUGCGUUACAUGAGGAAAGAGGCAUUCU